ACUUUGUUCACGUCGAGAUAUAUUUUGAAUGUUUUGUAUGAAAAGAAUGGAUAAUUGGUGUAUAAUUUCUUAAUCUAUCGCGUUGCUUAUUCAUAGUAUUAUUCAUUUAUUAGCAACCAUGUUGAAAUCUCUCGUGGACAUCACGUAUCUACGAAGUCAAUUUUUAUUGACUCACUAAAAUUAAAUUUAAAUACUUUUAAAUAUACUAAAUAUAAAUGUAAAUGAACGAGAAUAAAUUCUUUACAAAAAAAUCAAUAGAAGUUAAACAUAAAUAUCAUAUAAAACAAAGUGUAAGAAAACAAAAAAUAUAAUAUUUCAAUAUGAAUAAUUAGUUUUUCUUUUUAUUGCUCGAUACCAAUUUUGAAUGAUUACAAUUGAAGUAUAAUUUUCUAUUAAAGGUAUUAAUCUUUGGUCAAAUAAUAUACGUAUACGUGAUGGUACAGCAAAUUUUGUUGCACGCGGAAACAAACCAAAGAAAUUUAAUUUCAAUUUAGCAACUAUGUUAGUCCCCGAUGAUAAAUUACGCGUCGAAUUUUAUACGAUACAUCCGAAGAAAAAGCGAAAAAAAUUGAUUGCAAUUUUUGAACUAAUACUUGAAUGUUUAAUUGAUUCAAAAUAUAUUGAUUUAUCUGAAGAAAAUUUAUCUGAUCCAAAUCAUUAUUUAUUACAAUCAACUGUACAACUUAAAAUUUAUUAUACACCACCAGAUAUUGAUAAACAACUUGCUGCAUUAGGUUAUGGUAAUACAAUUGAAUUGAUCGAUUGGAGAAGUGUGUUUGAUGAGGAAGGACGACAUGGUGGCCAUCGAUAUAGACAUGUUCAUUCAAAACAUGAUGGUCGAUUGACAAAAUUUCGUACAAAAUUAGCCGGUCGUGCAGAUGAUGCUGAUACUGAUUCAUAUAGUGAUGAGGAUUUUGAAGAAUCACAAGAUUCUGAAAAUAAAAUUGGACCUGUUGAUGAAAAUACAAAAAUAAGAAUGCAACAUAAUGAUUUAGAAUUAUUAGAAAAAGGGUAG
Messenger RNA from Rotaria sordida, 1015 nucleotides. Lineage: Eukaryota; Metazoa; Rotifera; Eurotatoria; Philodinida; Philodinidae. The record is from the annotation of a GenBank genome assembly.